This is a messenger RNA of Elephantulus edwardii (Cape elephant shrew), 4893 nucleotides long. It is a transcript of the gene BAI3, whose product is annotated as brain-specific angiogenesis inhibitor 3. Lineage: Eukaryota; Metazoa; Chordata; Mammalia; Macroscelidea; Macroscelididae. Gene Ontology annotation, molecular function: G protein-coupled receptor activity. Gene Ontology annotation, cellular component: synaptic cleft; postsynapse; plasma membrane. The record is from RefSeq and is a predicted model, not a curated record. The coding region runs from base 1 to 4566 and encodes 1521 amino acids. The transcript is spliced from 30 exons. Gene Ontology annotation, biological process: neuron remodeling; negative regulation of angiogenesis; cell surface receptor signaling pathway.
AUGAAGGCUGUUCGUAACCUGCUGAUUUAUAUAUUUUCCACCUAUCUCCUGGUUAUGUUUGGAUUUAAUGCUGCCCAAGACUUCUUGUGUUCAACUUUGGUGAAGGGAGUCAUUUAUGGAUCGUAUUCUGUAAGUGAAAUGUUUCCCAAAAACUUUACAAACUGCACUUGGACGCUGGAAAAUCCAGAUCCAACCAAAUAUAGUAUUUACCUGAAAUUUUCCAAAAAGGACCUUAGUUGCUCUAACUUUUCCCUCCUGGCUUAUCAGUUUGAUCAUUUUUCUCAUGAAAAAAUAAAGGAUCUUUUAAGAAAGAAUCAUUCUAUAAUGCAACUCUGCGAUUCCAAGAAUGCUUUCGUUUUUCUACAGUAUGAUAAAAAUUUUAUUCAGAUACGUCGAGUAUUUCCAACUGAUUUCCCAGGAUUACAGAAAAAAGGGGAAGAAGAUCAGAAAUCUUUUUUUGAGUUUUUGGUACUGAACAAGGUGAGCCCAAGCCAGUUUGGUUGCCAUGUAUUGUGCACUUGGUUGGAGAGCUGCUUAAAAUCGGAAAAUGGGAGAACAGAAUCCUGUGGGAUCAUGUAUACAAAAUGCACCUGCCCUCAGCAUUUGGGAGAGUGGGGGAUCGACGACCAGUCCCUGGUUUUAAAUAACGUGGUGUUACCACUGAAUGAGCAGACCGAGGGCUGCCUGACCCAGGAGCUGCAAACCACCCAGGUCUGCAAUCUUACCAGGGAGGCCAAGCGACCACCCAAAGAAGAAUUUGGAAUGAUGGGAGAUCAUACAAUUAAAAGUCAGCGACCUCGAUCUGUUCAUGAAAAAAGGGUCCCUCAGGAACAAGCUGAUGCUGCUAAAUUUAUGGCACAAACUGGUGAAUCUGGUGUGGAAGAGUGGUCCCAGUGGAGCUCAUGCUCAGUUACUUGUGGUCAAGGGUCGCAGGUGCGAACCAGAACUUGUGUAUCACCUUACGGGACACACUGCAGCGGCCCAUUAAGAGAAUCAAGGGUUUGCAAUAACACUGCCCUCUGUCCAGUACAUGGAGUUUGGGAGGAGUGGUCUCCAUGGAGUUUAUGUUCAUUUACAUGUGGUCGAGGCCAAAGAACGCGAACGAGGUCAUGCACCCCUCCUCAGUAUGGAGGAAGGCCAUGUGAAGGACCUGAAACACAUCAUAAGCCUUGUAAUAUUGCUCUCUGUCCAGUUGAUGGACAAUGGCAAGAAUGGAGUUCCUGGAGCCAGUGCUCAGUGACAUGCUCAAAUGGGACCCAGCAAAGGAGCAGGCAGUGCACUGCCGCUGCUCACGGAGGAUCUGAAUGCAGAGGGCCAUGGGCAGAAAGUCGAGAAUGUUAUAAUCCAGAAUGUACAGCUAAUGGCCAGUGGAAUCAGUGGGGUCACUGGAGUGGAUGUUCCAAGUCCUGUGAUGGGGGCUGGGAGAGGCGAAUAAGGACUUGCCAGGGUGUGGCCAUCACAGGGCAGCAGUGUGAAGGAACAGGUGAAGAAGUGAGAAGAUGCAGUGAGCAGCGAUGCCCUGCACCUUAUGAAAUAUGCCCAGAGGAUUAUAUGAUGUCGAUGGUGUGGAAAAGGACUCCAGCGGGUGACUUGGCAUUCAAUCAGUGCCCACUGAAUGCCACAGGCACCACUAGCAGACGCUGCUCUCUAAGUCUUCAAGGAAUGGCCUUCUGGGAACAGCCGAGCUUUGCAAGAUGCAUAUCAAAUGAGUACAGACACUUGCAGCAUUCAAUUAAAGAACACCUUGCCAAGGGACAGAGGAUGCUGGCAAGUGAUGGGAUGUCCCAGGUGACCAAGACUCUACUGGAUUUAACUCAGAGGAAAAAUUUCUAUGCAGGUGAUCUUCUAAUGUCUGUGGAAAUACUCAGAAAUGUGACAGACACGUUUAAAAGGGCAAGUUACAUCCCUGCAUCUGAUGGUGUCCAGAACUUCUUUCAAAUAGUUAGUAACCUUCUAGAUGAAGAAAACAAGGAAAAAUGGGAAGAUGCACAACAGAUUUAUCCAGGCUCAAUAGAGUUAAUGCAGGUGAUUGAAGAUUUUAUACACAUUGUUGGAAUGGGGAUGAUGGACUUUCAGAAUUCAUACCUAAUGACUGGAAAUGUAGUGGCUAGCAUUCAAAAGCUUCCUGCAGCCUCUGUCCUAACAGACAUCAACUUCCCAAUGAAAGGACGAAAAGGAAUGGUUGACUGGGCAAGAAACUCUGAAGACAGAGUGGUCAUUCCAAAAAGUAUUUUCACUCCUCUGUCAUCAAAAGAAUUAGAUGAAUCGUCUGUGUUUGUUCUUGGAGCAGUCCUGUACAAAAACUUAGAUCUUAUUUUACCCACUUUGAGAAAUUAUACUGUUGUUAAUUCCAAAAUCAUCGUGGUCACAAUCAGGCCUGAACCCAAAACAACUGAUUCAUUCCUGGAGAUUGAACUAGCACAUUUGGCUAAUGGUACUUUGAAUCCCUAUUGUGUGUUGUGGGAUGACUCAAAAACGAACGAGUCUUUGGGAACGUGGUCCACCCAGGGAUGUAAAACUGUGCUUACCGAUGCAUCCCAUACGAAAUGCUUAUGUGAUCGUCUCUCUACCUUCGCCAUUUUGGCUCAGCAACCUAGAGAAAUAAUCAUGGAGUCCUCUGGUACACCUUCAGUCACCCUAAUAGUAGGCAGUGGCCUUUCUUGCUUGGCCUUGAUCACCCUAGCAGUUGUCUAUGCAGCAUUAUGGAGGUAUAUACGCUCUGAGCGGUCCAUAAUUUUGAUUAACUUCUGCCUGUCUAUCAUCUCAUCCAAUAUCCUCAUACUGGUUGGGCAGACUCAGACACAUAAUAAGAGCAUCUGUACAACUACCACUGCAUUUUUGCACUUUUUCUUCCUGGCUUCAUUCUGUUGGGUUUUGACUGAGGCGUGGCAGUCAUAUAUGGCUGUAACUGGAAAAAUUAGGACCCGGCUUAUAAGGAAACGCUUUUUGUGCCUUGGGUGGGGUUUACCAGCAUUAGUUGUGGCCACAUCAGUAGGCUUCACCAGGACGAAAGGAUAUGGGACUGAUCACUACUGCUGGCUCUCUCUUGAAGGCGGACUUCUCUAUGCUUUUGUCGGACCUGCAGCCGCUGUUGUCCUGGUCAACAUGGUGAUUGGCAUUUUGGUUUUUAAUAAACUUGUUUCCAGAGAUGGGAUCCUAGAUAAAAAGCUCAAACACAGAGCCGGUCAGAUGAGUGAACCUCAUAGCGGUUUGACGCUCAAAUGUGCCAAGUGUGGAGUAGUUUCAACAACAGCUUUGUCAGCCACCACCGCCAGUAACGCCAUGGCAUCUCUCUGGAGCUCUUGUGUGGUGUUGCCCCUUCUGGCCCUGACAUGGAUGUCUGCGGUUCUGGCCAUGACAGAUAAACGGUCCAUAUUAUUUCAAAUACUGUUUGCUGUGUUUGAUUCACUGCAAGGUUUUGUAAUCGUUAUGGUGCACUGCAUUCUUCGGAGGGAGGUUCAGGAUGCAUUUAGAUGCCGUUUGAGAAAUUGUCAGGAUCCAAUCAAUGCUGAUUCUUCAAGUUCUUUUCCCAAUGGGCAUGCUCAAAUAAUGACAGACUUUGAAAAGGAUGUAGACAUUGCUUGUCGAUCAGUUCUUCAUAAGGAUAUUGGUCCUUGCCGAGCAGCCACAAUAACAGGAACACUCUCGAGGAUUUCUCUAAAUGAUGAUGAGGAAGAAAAGGGAACAAAUCCAGAAGGGCUAAGCUAUUCAACUUUGCCUGGAAAUGUCAUUUCUAAAGUCAUCAUUCAGCAACCAACAGGUCUGCACAUGCCCAUGAGUAUGAACGAGCUGAGCAAUCAAUGUUUAAAAAAGGAGAACACCGAGCUGCGGAGAACUGUGUACUUAUGUACAGAUGAUAAUUUGAGAGGGGCUGAUAUGGACAUAGUCCAUCCUCAAGAAAGAAUGAUGGAAAGUGACUAUAUUGUGAUGCCCAGAAGUUCUGUAAAUACCCAACCAUCAAUGAAAGAAGAAAGUAAAAUGAAUAUUGGCAUGGACACCUUGCCGCAUGAAAGGCUAUUGCACUACAAAGUUAAUCCUGAGUUCAACAUGAAUCCCCCUGUAAUAGACCAAUUUAAUAUGAACUUAGAGCAGCAUCUUGCACCCCAGGAACAUAUGCAGAAUUUGCCCUUUGAGCCUCGCACAGCUGUGAAGAACUUCAUGGCCUCUGAGUUGGAUGAUAAUGCAGGACUUUCAAGGAGUGAAACUGGAUCAACAAUAUCAAUGAGUUCUCUAGAGAGAAGAAAGUCACGCUAUUCAGACCUUGACUUUGAGAAGGUCAUGCAUACAAGGAAGAGGCAUAUGGAAUUAUUUCAGGAACUAAAUCAAAAAUUUCAAACUUUGGACAGAUUCCGGGAUAUACCAAAUACAAGCAGUAUGGAAAACCCAGCACCAAACAAGAAUCCAUGGGACACUUUCAAAAACCCCAGUGAAUAUCAACAUUACACCACAAUCAAUGUCUUAGACACAGAGGCUAAAGAUGCUUUGGAACUGAGGCCAGCAGAAUGGGAGAAGUGUCUGAAUUUGCCUCUGGAUGUGCAGGAGGGUGACUUUCAAACAGAAGUUUAACAAAAUCCAAGUGGAUUGAGGUGAAGACAAAACAAUUUAUUGCACUGACACUUAAGACUUGGGAAGCCUGGCAUUUCUAUCUGGACAGUGUGACUAUCUUAUGUCAGGACCUUCAUGUGCCAAAAGUCAGUGGUAUUUUCGUAUGGUAACUUCUCACUAGUCAGGCUAGUGGAGAGAGAACCAGGUGUACAGUUCUGACCAUCCUGUGUUGUAAGUACCCGUGGAAUGGAUUUGUAAGGUAAUCUUUAUAGAUAAACCUCAACAACGAUUCAUGUUGUAACCGCUUCAUAUGGUUUAGUUUUCAGAAAACUUCACCAUGAAGCACAA